Grus americana (Whooping crane) is the source of this 2315-nucleotide messenger RNA. It is a transcript of the gene INTS9, whose product is annotated as integrator complex subunit 9. Lineage: Eukaryota; Metazoa; Chordata; Aves; Gruiformes; Gruidae. Bases 50 to 2026 code for a protein of 658 amino acids. Gene Ontology annotation, cellular component: integrator complex. The transcript has 17 exons. The record is from RefSeq and is a predicted model, not a curated record. Gene Ontology annotation, biological process: snRNA processing.
GCAGGAAGGUGGGGGCAGGAUUGUCCCCGUAAAUAGAGCCGGGGGAAGCAUGAAGCUGUACUGCCUGUCAGGACAUCCAACCUUACCAUGCAAUGUACUCAAGUUCAAAUCCACCACCAUCAUGUUGGAUUGCGGACUGGAUAUGACGUCUACUCUCAAUUUCCUCCCAUUGCCGCUGGUUCAGAGCCCCAGGCUGUCCAAACUUCCUGGUUGGGUUUUGAAAGAUGGAAGCACAUUUCUCGACAAGGAACUAAAGGAAUGCUCUGGCCAUGUGUUUGUAGACUCUGUGCCUGAGUUCUGUUUACCAGAGACUGAGCUGCUUGACCUCUCCACGGUAGAUGUAAUCUUGAUCUCAAACUAUCACUGCAUGAUGGCAUUGCCCUAUAUCACAGAGUACACAGGAUUCACUGGAACAGUGUAUGCCACUGAGCCCACUGUUCAAAUCGGCAGACUCCUCAUGGAAGAACUGGUGAAUUCCAUUGAACGUGUGCCAAAGGCUCAGUCUGCCUCCAUGUGGAAGAACAAGGAGGUACAGAGAUUGCUGCCUGCCCCGCUGAAGGAUGCAGUGGAGGUGUCUAUGUGGAGGAAGUGCUACACCAUGCCAGAAGUGAAUGCUGCACUCAGUAAGAUCCAGCUGGUGGGGUAUUCUCAGAAAAUUGAGCUGUUUGGUGCUGUGCAGGUCACCCCUCUCAGCUCAGGCUAUGCUCUUGGAAGUUCCAAUUGGAUUAUCCAGUCGCACUAUGAAAAGGUUUCCUACGUUUCAGGAUCUUCUCUGCUCACAACACACCCUCAGCCCAUGGACCAGGCUUCUCUUAAAAAUAGUGAUGUUCUCAUCCUGACGGGUCUUACUCAAAUCCCUACUGCUAACCCAGAUGGAAUGGUAGGAGAGUUCUGCAGCAACUUGGCUAUGACUGUCCGGAAUGGAGGAAAUGUGCUAGUUCCUUGUUACCCCUCUGGAGUAAUAUACGAUCUGCUAGAGUGCCUGUAUCAGUAUAUUGAUUCUGCUGGACUCUCCAAUGUCCCUUUUUAUUUCAUCUCACCUGUUGCCAACAGCUCCCUUGAGUUCUCCCAGAUCUUUGCCGAAUGGUUGUGUCAUAACAAACAAACAAAGGUAUAUCUUCCAGAACCUCCUUUUCCCCAUGCUGAGCUCAUUCAGACUAACAAAUUGAAACAUUAUCCCAGCAUUCAUGGAGACUUCAGCAAUGACUUCAAGCAGCCGUGUGUUGUGUUCACUGGACAUCCUUCUCUCAGAUUUGGGGAUGUGGUUCAUUUCAUGGAGUUAUGGGGAAAAUCUAGCUUAAACACCGUCAUAUUCACAGAACCAGAUUUCUCUUAUCUGGAUGCCCUGGCUCCUUAUCAACCUUUGGCGAUGAAAUGUGUUUACUGUCCCAUUGACACAAGACUGAAUUUUAUUCAGGUGUCUAAAUUACUCAAAGAAGUCCAGCCUCUCCAUGUAGUUUGCCCGGAGCAGUACACUCAGCCACCUCCCACCCAGUCUCAUCGCACAGAUCUGAUGAUAGACUGCCAGCCUCCACCAAUGUCCUACCGCAGAGCAGAGGUGCUGACUCUUCCGUACAAGCGGCGCUAUGAGAAGAUCGAAAUCAUGCCAGAACUUGCAGAUUCACUUGUGCCCUUGGAGAUUAAGCCUGGUAUUUCCUUAGCAACAGUUUCUGCCGUGUUGCAUACUAAAGACAACAAGCACGUGCUGCAGCUCCCACCAAAACCUCCGCAACCUCCCACCAGCAAGAAGAGAAAGCGAGUGAGUGAUGACGUGCCGGAGUGUAAACCUUUGAAGCCAUUGCUGAGCGGCUCCAUCCCUGUGGACCAGUUUGUGCAGACGCUCGAGAAGCACGGUUUCAGUGACGUGAAGGUGGAGGACACAGCCAAGGGCCACAUCGUACUCCUCCAGGAGGCAGAAACCCUCAUUCAGAUUGAGGAGGACUCCACGCACAUCAUCUGCGACAACGAUGAACCUUUGAGGGUGAAACUGCGUGACCUGGUUCUCAAAUUCCUGCAGAAAUUUUAGCUCGUGGACAUCAUCCUGCUCUGCAAAGAGAGAUCCCGGAGCAGCAGAGCUGAAAGCUUUCCAGAGUGUGAUCCCAGGGAGGGAGAGAGAAUUUCUUGAUUCAGAGAGACCAGAAGCCACCUUCCCUUCAUGGAGAAGCAAGGAUGUAUUUUUAAUAUCUAUUUUUUAAAUUUUAUUUUUAACUGGUUUUGGAAUACUUUUGAGGGGAUUCUUGUUCUGUAAAAUUGGGAGUUGGAAUCUUAUAGGAGAUAUAAACUGCAGAGUAAAUAAAUAGAGUGUAUAUUUACAA